This is a messenger RNA of Gigantopelta aegis, 1425 nucleotides long. RefSeq names its product leucine-rich repeat protein SHOC-2-like. The transcript has 12 exons. The record is from RefSeq and is a predicted model, not a curated record. Lineage: Eukaryota; Metazoa; Mollusca; Gastropoda; Neomphalida; Peltospiridae. The coding region runs from base 1 to 1425 and encodes 474 amino acids. Gene Ontology annotation, molecular function: protein binding.
AUGGACAGAAUCAAGCAAAAGCUGAAAGGUGCUUUCCGUACCGGGAUCAAGAAAGGACGAAGAAACCAGAGCUACAAGCUAGUGGAGGUGGUCGUUGAGGAUGAGACACAGGCGAAAAUGGAAGCAGUGGUGGCCACACAGUUUGGUUUUGCUGUAGGCUUUGCUGACGAGCCUCCUCCAGAACGGAAGAAAGAAAGCCGAGAAAAAGAAGAUGCAAGGCAAGAAAAAGGAGUUAGAGUACUUGUACCAGAAGAAGGUGGUGGAGGAGAGAAAGCUAAAGCUGCAGGUGUAAAAAGUAAAGACAAGAAAGCUAUUCAAGCUCCUUCAUCAAAUUUAACUUCACUAAUUCUACGUGAGAACAAGAUACGAGAUCUUCCUGGAGAGAUUGGUGCUCUAACUCGACUUACAGCACUUGAUGUAUCACAUAAUCACUUGGAGAGAUUACCAAAUGAGAUUGGUAACUGUAGUCAGCUAGCAUUCUUACAACUCCAACAUAAUGAAUUGACUGAGUUACCUGUUACUGUCGGUGAAUUAAAGUCACUACGUCGACUUGGCCUUCAAUAUAACAAGUUAUCUGAGCUUCCACCUUCUCUCUGUCAGUGUACUGAACUAAAUGAGAUUGGAUUAGAGUCAAAUACAUUAACAUCACUGUUAUUUGGUUGUGUAUCCAAGAUGUCUACCAUACAAUUAAGUCGUAAUAGUUUUGCAAGUUUUCCUAUUACUGAUCCAACUCACUUACAAGGUGUAAAUUCACUAAUGAUUGAGCAUAAUCAGAUCACUAAGAUACCACUAGGAAUAUUUUCACAAGCUCAAGAUCUGACUCAGCUUAGUCUUAGAGACAAUCAAAUCAACACGCUACCACUUGAUUUUGGUUCAUGGAUCACAUUAACUGAGUUAAACUUAGGUUCUAAUCAGUUGACUGCAAUUCCUGAGGAGAUACAAGAAUUAACUCGUCUGGAAAUAUUAGUACUUGCUAAUAAUACUAUUAGAACAUUACCUAAAGGCAUAUCUGCUUUACGUAAUCUCCGAGAACUAGACUUAGAAGGUAACAGAUUGGAGUAUCUAGCAACUGAAAUAAGUUAUCUUCGUGAGUUGACUAAACUCAAUGUGCAGUCAAAUAAAAUAACCAAUCUUCCACGAGGAUUAGGUUUACUGGUCAACCUGAAGCAUCUAAGUGCAGGAGAGAACAACUUGUUAGAAAUACCAGCAGAGAUAGGGACCCUUGAAAAUCUGGAAGAACUCUAUCUUAACGAUAAUCCAAACCUUCAGUUUUUACCUUAUGAGUUGGCCCUGUGUAAACGACUAGCUCUCAUGUCUGUAGAGGGCUGUCCUCUUAGUAGAUUACCACCUCAUGUUGUUGAUGGUGGCCCAUCUGCUAUUAUACAGUAUCUAAAGUAUCAAGGUCCUUAUCGAGGUCUUCGAUGA